AUGUCCAACAGCGCCCGGGUAAAGCGUCCCUUUGCCGGCGCCUCGGCGGACCCGUCCCAGCGCCAAAUCACCUCGUUUUUUGGCGCGCAGUCUGGCGCGCCGGUGGUCACCGAGGCCGCACGCCAACAGCAGCAGCAGCCUGCGCUGCCGGCUAAUGUCCAGUCGAACCUGCUGAGCGUCGGCAUGCGCGUCCGCAAGUCUGUGCCUGAAGGCUACAAGACCGAGGGCCCCAGCGCCUUUAAGCUGUGGACCGACAACACGACCCCCAACGCUCCCAAGAUCCGCAGCAGCAGCAACACCACCAGAGUUGCCUCGCGAGAGCUCCUCCCGUUUUGCGGAAUCAAUAAAGUGGGAGGGUUCGAGUCGCAGCCCGCCUUUGCGCACGACGACGUUCCCGACGAGGAUGCCUUGCCCGAAUUGACAAUGUCCCAAGAGACGGUCGAUGGCAGCGAGACCGCCACGCCCUCCCGCAAGCGCAUCUAUGAUGACGAUGAAGAGGAUGCUCAUCAGCUCAAUGGCGAGCUUAGCCCCGGAAGCCGUGGCAAUGCGCGCCUUAUGGCCGUUCCUCACUCUCGAGCGAAGAAGGGUACUGCCUACAGAAACAUUGGCCAGGAAAAUAGAAAGGCCGAACAAGACUUUGAAGAGGCCGAGUUCCUAGUAUUCGACGACGAGCAAGACCUGGACAUGGCCAUUUGA
Beauveria bassiana ARSEF 2860 is the source of this 696-nucleotide messenger RNA. Its product is annotated as ribonucleotide reductase inhibitor. The transcript has a single exon. The coding region runs from base 1 to 696 and encodes 231 amino acids. The record is from RefSeq and is a predicted model, not a curated record. Gene Ontology annotation, molecular function: ribonucleoside-diphosphate reductase inhibitor activity. Gene Ontology annotation, cellular component: cytoplasm; nucleus. Lineage: Eukaryota; Fungi; Ascomycota; Sordariomycetes; Hypocreales; Cordycipitaceae.